CUCGAAAAUGACGCUUCAAGAUCAGGAAGCAGCUUCAGUGUCGCUCGAGCGUAUCCAGUCGCUUCAAAAACUCUGUCUCAAGGCCAUCGGACGGAAGUUGCAGCAUUUUUACAACUUGCGACUGCAGCCAGAGCUGAUGCAGACGCUCUCUGUGCCGGAGAUGCAGCUCAUUUACGCCUACGACCUGUCCAGACUGGACGUGUUCGAGGCUCAGGCUUACCUACACAUGAUCGACAAGUGGUGCACCAAAAUGGAGCGCAACAAACGGCGUCAUCUUGAAACGACCUCGAAGCGAGUUGAUCGGGCAAUGAAGAGGUUUCUACACUACGUGUUAUCGCCUCUCACCGAAAAUCAAUGUCGUGAACCAUAUCGUGAACUUGCAGCUGCGAUUGGCUUUAUAACACCGCCAACGUUGAAACUGCGACCGGUGAAAGCUCCGGUGAAGCGUAGGAAGAAAUGGAUUUCAACUGGAACCAAGAAGCAAAACGACGUUGAUGCUCAAGAAGGUCCUAGUCUACCUCCAGAAUCCCUUGUUCAGAGCGAGAUUGUUUGCUCCCGUUUACCUGUCGCCAGUGUCGGCUGCGGCAUCAUUGCGGAUAAGCUUCAGCAUUCCAGCUCUGUAGUAAAGUUGCGUCUGAAUCACUGUCAAAUUACUGACGCUGGGGCUAUUCUUCUCGCGAGUGGAGUACGACUUACAACCACGCUUCAACUGCUGGAUCUCAGUAAUGACGAUACAGAUUGUUGGGGAGAAGACGAUUUGGACAACGAGAUCGGAGCCGAUGGCGUUCAAGCCAUUGCGCUUGCAUUAGCCGAGAACCGAAGCAUCAAACAGGUUCAUUUGAGCGGGAACCCUGUUGGGACUAAAGGAGCAAUCGCGGUAGCUUCGAUGUUGCGAAGCAAUGUGACCCUCGAGAGACUCUAUCUUGAUCGAACUGCAGUGCAGGACGGCGCCGAGUCUCUUAUUGACGCAUUCCAAGAAUCGAAAUCCCUCAAUCGAUUGAGUAUGCUGUGGUGCAGUCUGCGUCCAGAAAUCGGCGCUAAGCUGGCUUCCAUCCAAGCUACCAAAACUGCGCAAUGA
Messenger RNA from Phytophthora nicotianae INRA-310, 1078 nucleotides. RefSeq lists its product as hypothetical. Lineage: Eukaryota; Oomycota; Peronosporomycetes; Peronosporales; Peronosporaceae. The transcript has 10 exons. The record is from RefSeq and is a predicted model, not a curated record. The coding region runs from base 8 to 1078 and encodes 356 amino acids. Gene Ontology annotation, cellular component: perinuclear region of cytoplasm; cytosol; nucleus. Gene Ontology annotation, biological process: activation of GTPase activity; nucleocytoplasmic transport. Gene Ontology annotation, molecular function: small GTPase binding; GTPase activator activity.